Molecule: messenger RNA, 330 nt
Organism: Cuscuta europaea
Lineage: Eukaryota; Viridiplantae; Streptophyta; Magnoliopsida; Solanales; Convolvulaceae
Source: the annotation of a GenBank genome assembly
CGCCGCCGCCGCCGCACUACACCUUGCACUGAUUCGUUCGCUAUCUUAGUUGUUGAAGAAGAAGAAGCACAACAUAAAGAAGCUUGGUGUGCACUUGAGCUAGGAGAAAACAGUAUCACAUAUCAGAUGAAGAAAUUUUUGAAAAAGACAAAUCUAAAGCUUAAUGUGGACGUGAUCGUGGCCUUGGAGUUAGUCCGUCCAUUACAUCAUUGUUUGGAAGGAGAGAAAUUGCGUAUAGAGGUGGAAGGGGCCAAGAAGGAAGCUAAUAAGGCCAAGAAAGAAGCAACCACGACAAUGAGAGAUAAAAUGUUCACAUAUUAUUCAUCGGGA